Dermacentor silvarum is the source of this 1548-nucleotide messenger RNA. RefSeq lists its product as uncharacterized. The record is from RefSeq and is a predicted model, not a curated record. The coding region runs from base 1 to 1548 and encodes 515 amino acids. Lineage: Eukaryota; Metazoa; Arthropoda; Arachnida; Ixodida; Ixodidae. The transcript has 10 exons.
AUGUGCAGGAUCAGCAGGCUUUCCUGGUUCGCCAUCCCAGCAGCUUGCGUGUGCAUCCUGCUGGUAGUGGUAGUCCUGGCCUCCAUACUGAGUGAACUUGCUAUAGUGAAGGAAGAUGAAGACGCGAACGCUGACGACGUCCAAGGCGGUGGAGGUGGUGGCGGUGGCUCUGGAGGUGGGGGGCCCUCUGGCGGCAGCAGAGUUUUGGUCGUAACUUCUAAAGGUGUGACAUCCCGAGAGGUGCCGCUACCACCGGGGUCGCUGCUGUGCACAAUCAGUGAAGGUUUCCAGAGGUCUACGUACUCGUUUCCUCCCGAUGGGCUCUGCAGCAUAAUUACCUUCGAUUCGUUGUACUCGGCGAAUCAAACAUUGGCGCCGCCCUAUAAUCACGACUUCGAGUAUUUCCUAGAAACGGCGAUGCACUCCCAGAAAUCGGAAUUUGGCAUCGCCUUUCAUCAGAACACAAUCAGCGAAGAUGCCGCCGUGAUGCAACUUGUAAGCAACCCUUCGACGAAGAUGUAUUUGGAUGAGCUGUGGGACCGUUACCGGAUCUACCACUAUGCUCAAGUGAACGGAAGCGUGUCUUUUAAGCAAGUCGUUGCUUCCAAAGCUGUGUCAUUAGCAGCAGCAGGGUUACAGAUGAUUUCACGCCUGAUGAAUAAUAAGAAAGACCCGAAACUUCGGCCAAGCUACACGAUUGUCCACUUUUGGCUACCUGGUAUCGCAAGUGCUAUUCACCUCGGAAAGCAACUGUCGACGAGCGUAUCCUUGGACAUCUUUGUUCUCAUUGUGCACUAUCACCGGCCGGAUAUUAACUUAGCCAAUUGCCGUAUGGUAUCACCAACUAUACUGUCUCCACGCCUACUGGAAGCUUCUCUCCGGCGAGCUGAAUACAAAGUCCGCAUGACCGACAGCAUCCUUUAUCUUGCAUCCUACUACCGCAAUUGGCCUUCCACCACUCUGUGUGCUGUGACCCUCGCCAUGGGAGGGCGAUGGUACACGCCAUGUGCUCAGGGUAGGUUAGUGAUGAACCGGCCAGCAAACUACUCACUUGGGCACAAAUGCGGAUACAGCUGCGGAAAAUUCAAGAUUCACCGGGACAACCAAAUCACCGACAUUGUCAAGCUAUGCAAGUCCAAGAAGAACGCCACGAAUGUCGCCUACACCUUGGCGGCCGUGGACAUUCAGUUCGAGGAUGGCAACGGUGUCUGCGGCUACGGGUCCUACCCCCGACUGCGCAUGCUCAAGAAGCUGGCGUUGUUCUUUGCUUACAACUACACGUCAGCCGACAAGGAGUCGUCCUCCGCCCGCAACCAGGUGAAGCGUCAGGUUACCCCGGCAUCUCAGGCAUCCCCGCAGCCCUACAAGAAGGCACUACAAAGCAAGCCGGCCACUUCAGCAGCUACCCCGGACCGUCAGCAGCCCCGGGCCCCGGAGAACACCAAUGCCAAGGCGCCACCUCGGGAGAGUGUUGCAGAAGAAUCGAAGUUCGCGGUGCGGACGUAUGGAAGGUUGCAGUUCGAAAGCGUCCGAGGUCGCCACUUGUAG